AUGAUCUCUCUACUUGCUGUGAACCCAUCCAAGUUCCCUUUGGCCGAUUACAUUUCGAUCUUAAAGGUCGAAGGUAUAUUUUGCUUCAUUGGACUUAUCCCUAAUCCAGUUGAAGUACCUAUCGUCCCAUUGAUUUUGAGUAACGCAAUGAUCGCUGGGUCAGCCAUCGGUUCACCGUCAGUUAUGGUUCGGAUGUUGAACUUUGCCAAGGAGCAUAACAUCAAACCUUGGAUUCAAAAAUACAGUAUGGAUGAUAUCAACAAAGCGUUGGUUUCGUUCAAGCAGGGCGAACCGAGAUAUAGAUAUAUUCUGGUCAACACUGAUCAAGGUGGUGAACUAUGA
Kwoniella mangroviensis CBS 8507 is the source of this 342-nucleotide messenger RNA. RefSeq lists its product as uncharacterized. The transcript has 2 exons. Gene Ontology annotation, biological process: alcohol metabolic process. Lineage: Eukaryota; Fungi; Basidiomycota; Tremellomycetes; Tremellales; Cryptococcaceae. The record is from RefSeq and is a predicted model, not a curated record. The coding region runs from base 1 to 342 and encodes 113 amino acids. Gene Ontology annotation, molecular function: alcohol dehydrogenase (NADP+) activity.